Molecule: messenger RNA, 21501 nt
Organism: Pocillopora meandrina
Lineage: Eukaryota; Metazoa; Cnidaria; Anthozoa; Scleractinia; Pocilloporidae
Source: the annotation of a GenBank genome assembly
GGGUACCUCUCUAAUUUCUUUUCCUUCUACUCAGCUGACUGCGUUGAUCUGGAUCUGGGAAUGGAACAUAAGAGAAUUUCAGAUGGUAACAUAACCGCUUCUUCAGUUCAAAAUGCCAAUACACCAACCAAGAAUGGUCGACUGAACUACACAUCAGGAUCAUCAUGGUGUGCGGGACCAAGUGACACUAACCCGUAUCUACAGAUUGGUCUACAGACACUCUAUAUCAUCUGUGCUGUUUCCACCCAAGGGAAUUCUCAAGCAGAUCAUUGGGUGAAAAACUACACACUUCAAUUUUCCAAUGAUGGAACAACUUGGAUGGUCUACAGAGAAAAUGGACAAAUUAAGGUACCGUGUCAAAGACCAUGUCACUUGGCUUUUAUUGAUAUUUAGUUGCAGUUGUCUGCAAAAUAAAUGAAAUUUUGACUGCCUCUUUGUUUUGACACAUCCUCCAGAGUGAUGAUACAUUCCUCAUGAGAUCUGGUUGGGAACAUCAAUCUGUGAAGAACUUUGAUUUUUCACAAAACGAUUAAUGGAGAACAUUGUUAAAGCUGUUUUUAUUGUCACUCUGUAGACAAACUCCAUCCCCAUGAUACUCAAGAUGUCUGAUAGAAAAUGAGGAUAGAUGUCAAAACUGAAUGCCAUUAGACUUGCUAAAAACCUUAUUUAAACAAGGUUUUAUUGUUUAAAGGAGAGAGUAGGAGUACAAAGAUGAGGGGAAAAAAAAACAAGAUGCUUCAACUAUUAGAAGAUUGUUAUCAUUUUUAUUUAUAUAUUUUUCUGGAAAUAGAUGUACAUCUUUAAAAUUUUUAGCUGUCGGUUUUGAUUUCAGACCUUUCAGGGUAAUAGUGACAGAGUCUCAGAGGUGAAGCAUGUUCUUUAUGAAAGUGUUGAAGCACACUACCUGCGAAUCUUGCCAGGUGCAUACCAUGGUGCUGUGUGUAUGAGAAUAGAAGUGUUCGGUGUUAAGCGAAAACCAGGUCAUUAUUUCAUUAAUUACCUUUUACUACAUAAUAGCCAAAUUCAUGAAAAAGUUUCUUAUCAAGGCGCAUAAACUACUUCACAUACAAAAUUAUGCUAAGGAUAAAACCUCUCUUGAAAAUGAGAUUUAUCUGCUUUAGAAGAAGAAGUGCUUUUCAUGGCAAAGUCUUAGAAUUCUACAUCAUUUUCAAUUCAGACAUUUUAUAAAUGGCCUUGGUAAGUGAUGGGUGAGUUGAACUUAAGUAUGGUGGAGCUAGUAAGGGUCAAACAAUGAAAAUGCAAACCAUAACUUGAAAACAUGUUGUAGUUAAAUGCUUUUUUAGUACUGUCAUCCUUUUGAUUUGCCCUAAAAUACUAAAGCUCUACACAAACGGUAAGUACAUUCAUAAAUAUUGACAGAUGUGGAAUUCAUGCAUGCUUACUUUUUAGAUCAAUGGAAAUCCUAUACAUUUGGUAUCUGGAACAAAGAGUUCACACCAUUUUUUAACAGGAGAUCAUUGCAUUGUAUUUGUCUACACUUACUUGAGAGUUAAUUAACUCUGACAUUAGUUUAUCUCAGCAGGCUGAUAGAGAUGUUUGUAGAAUGCAAAACUAAAACCUUUGUUGAUAUCUAUUUCAUUUCUGUCUUUACACAGUGAAUGUUGCCCUUGGGAAGGCCACCCUUCAGUCUUCAACAUUUAAUAAUACUGAUUUGGGUGUGUCAGGUGUGUCAGGUGUGGCAGGUAAAGCAGUGGAUGGUAAUUCUGACACUGAAUUCAGAAAUGGAAGCUGUACACAUACUCUGUCAAGCAAUCUAAGCUGGUGGAGAGUUGACCUGGGUUCAGAUAAAGUUCCAGUCUCUGACAUAUUCAUAGUCAACAGAUUUUCAACAAAUUCUGAUGUGAUGGCCAGAAGCAAAAAUUAUAACAUUACUUUGGGUGAGCAGUCACUAUAAUUUUCAUGUAAUAAAUAUGAGAUAAGUUUAAGACAAAUGGGUACAUUAAAAGUAUUAAAAGCAAAGGGAUUUCCAGUGUGCGAGGUUGGAAAACCAUAGUUUUCUGCUCAAUCUCAACCCAUUUAUGUACAAGUUUUACCAUGCAAAAGUGUGUAAAAUAUUACGUGAAUAUAAAGAAAAAUGUUGUAGAGGGAGUUAUAUGUUGCUUUUUCAGUUUGAUGUUUCUGUUGCUGCUGAAUAGAGAUAUUUGAACCCCUCAAUAUACUUUGUGUAUUUUAAAAAUCAUUAUAACUAGUUGCUUCAAACAACAAUGAUGGAUAUAUAUUCUAUUUAUUGUCAGUGGUUCAAUUAAACACUAACAUUUACAUGUACAUGCACGCAAAAUCUUAUUUUCCUUUGAAAUUGUGUCCUACCAAAACUCACUUUAGAGGGGAAAAAACAAGUUUAUAUCAUUAAUGAAAUACAUUUAUACAGUAGUUUGUCACAUAUUUGGCAUGUACAUAGCAUUGAAGUGAACUAUCUUUUUUUUUUUUAUAACAUCAGGUAACAACCCAAUAGUAGUAAACAACACUCAGUGUAGAGGACUCUACAGUUUUGUUAACUUCAAAGCAUCAGCUGUUUGUUUUACCAACCCACUGAUUACUGGCAGAUAUGUAGGGAUAUCAAAAGUAAGGGGACAAGCUCUUCAACUCUGUGAGGUGGAAAUCUAUUUGCGAGGUACAUGUCAUUAAACACAGAGAUUGGUAUUGACUAAAGAUCUAUGUAGCAAAACUUUGAAAGUUUUUGUUAAGUUGAGGUGACACUGUUAGUUCCAAAAUAUUUUCUGACCACACUUUUAAUGUGACAAUAGGCUGAUUAACAUAAUUGCAUGUGUCAUUUCAGAUAAUCUUGCAUUUGGAAAACAAACAAAUCAAAGUAGUGUAGAGUUUGGUGGUGUAAGUAGCAGGGCAGUUGAUGGUAUCAGUAACACAGACUAUUACGCUAACAGCUGUACCCACACUAACAAAGAACUCAACCCUUGGUGGAGAGUUGACUUGGGACAAGUUGAACCAGUCUCAGAAAUAUACCUAGUCAACCAAGAAAACCAGUGGUUUUACAGGCAGAAUAACUUUGAGAUCAGAGUGGGUAGGUUAGAUCAUUUUUGAAAUUUUAACACAAUACCAUAGUGUCAAAAUGUUUCAAGCAAUCACGUCUCAUAAUACUUGUAGUGUCAAAUUAUCUCCACACUUCGACAGGUGGGUCUAAUUCAAGUUUAUCUAUGCCUAUAUGUAAGGAAACAUUAAGCAGAAAUUUUUGUCAAGUACAUCAUGACAAUGAAUUAACAAUUUCCUUCUGCUUUACUUGUCGAAGAUAUGAGGGAAUAAUAGGGGCUGGACCCCGGAUCUGAAGGUCCAGUUUGUAGCCUUGGUUUUGCGCUGUGUUCCAGGAUUGGAGACUUUUUUCUCAUUAUUCCCCUUUAAAGUUAGGAAUGCAGAAUUUAAAUGGAUGCUUAACAAUAAACACCUGCUACAAUGGAUUAGCUACUCUUCUGUUAUGGUUUCAUAGUGUAAACCAGGCCCAGUUGUUGGGCAGAUAAUGCUAUUCAACAGUUAAAUCGCUAUCCAGUGGAUAAGAGUUAGCAAAUGUGUCACACUAUCCACUGGGUAGAUCAGAUUUAUCCAGUGGAUAGAAUUGUCCUACACUCCAGCAUCUUUUGAUCUCCUGUAGUGUCAGCCCUUUUGGCUUCAUGUAACACUCUCACACCAUUGUGUAAUGAUAGUAGUUGGGUAAACAAGUUCUUGAUUACUUUUCCUGCCAUAGCCUAAAUUGUUCCUCGAUUCUUUAUAGGCACAGUAUCUAAUAAUGGAGGAAUUACCAAUCCCAGGUGUGGUGAUAAUCAGAGUUAUAGUCUUCCAAGAGGAAAAGGUGUAUCCUUUUUCUGUCGUCCUGUAUUAUUUGGAAGAUAUGUGACGAUAAAAAGCUUAAGAACUGACUUUGAAUCCUUCUCACUUUGUGAAGUUGAAGUUUAUUCUGAAAGGAGAGGUAAUACAUCAUAUCAAAUACCUAUAUAUGUUUGAAAACCUCAUAUGGAUUUAAGUUUUAAGUUAUUGCACAGAGAAGUUGUACUAAUGUACACUAUUUCUGCAUACAUGCAUGCAUGAUCAUUUUCUGAGCAUAACUGAUGUGCCUUGUUGGUAUGGUUGAACCUGUUUAUUUAUUUUUCUGCUUGGUAAACUUAAACUUCCUGUAGGCUCAAUCUUACUGCCAUUUUCCUCAAUUUUUUCUUUCCAUGCAUUUACUAUCAGUAUAGUAUUGAGAAUAGACCCACUACUUCAAAUAAUUCUUGAUUCCUUUUAGAGUUAGUUAGAGAGAUUUCUGUUGUAGUUUCAAAUGCAAUUUGAAACUUGUAUGCCAGCAGAAGUUCUCGUUAUACUUGACCUCACAAUAAAACCAUUCUUAGCCUUUACUCUAGGAUAUUUAAGUGACAGUUCUCUCUGCCUUGCUUCAACUGUGCCUGAGGUUACAAUUGGAUCAAAUUUUUUUCCAAACCUAUUAUUAUGCUAAGUGGAAAACACCGGUACAACGUUGAACAUAGGUUAUUGUCAUAUAUAUAGUGAAAGUCUGGUGCUAGAAACCAAAAAAAAAUUUAAAUCAAUACACCUGACUACAUAAAUGAAAACCACGGGAUUAUUAGACAGCUCUGAUAUGAUAUUAUUUUAAGUGAAUCUUACAUAAAUGCAAAUUAGUUUUGUAGCGGCACGUUUGCUGUCUUAAAUACUAGUGUGUUGUAUACGUCUGCUUAUUAAUUUAAAUCAAUUCAACAUUUUAUUAUGAUUGAUUACAGCUUGCCAAAUGCAGGCCAUAGGUGUGGCUAGCACUAACACACUUCCCGAUGCCACCUUCUCAGCAUCAACUGAAAGUACAAAUUUUGAAGCUUCUAGAGGUCGACUGAAUGCAUUAAAGGGAUGGUCACCCAGCAGCAAUCACAGACCUUAUGAUCAUCUGCAAAUUGAUCUGCAGUAUGAGUUUCUUAUUUGUGCUGUAGCUACUCAAGGGAGGUCAACUUUUGAUGACUGGACAACUGAGUACAAGUUACAGCUAUCCUUUGAUGGUUCCACUUUUGUGACUUACAAGGAAAACAAUGUUGACAAGGUUGGUUAAAAAAGGCACAGCUGAGAUUAAAUACAGAACUGUAAAAGAUAUUCUUAGAGUUGUACCAAAGGGAGAUUUUAAGAGCUACAUAUAUGUGAGGGUCUAAGUAUCAAACUCUGAACUUUGGAGAAAGUUUGUGGAAUGGUUGUUGUGUUCUUAGACUUAAAUGGAAGGUCACAACCUUAAUAUGCAUUUCUCCGCAUCAUAUACUGAGAUUUAAAUAGUAAUGAACAUCUCUCGUGGGUGGACAUACAUGCAUGUCUCUAAAAGCAAGGAACUUACAUGUAUAUAAUGGGGCUGUACAAGCAUCCUGAGGAAGUUCAAUGUGUAUGCAGAAUACCAAGUUGCCUGUCAUAUAUGCAUAAUGUAAAUUGAAUUAACUGACCUUAUGAAGCAGGAAAAAGAGAAAAGGGCCUCUAAAGUAGUCUAGAGCAUGUAAUAAUAACAUUGUUCCAGAGUCUGCUAUGGCCAACAACAAUAAAAUUGAUAUUCAGUUAAAUAAUGAGCUCAUACUUUGAAUUAAUUGUUUUAGACUUUCAGUGGCAAUUCUGGAAGACAUGACAUUGUCAAACACAAUCUCAGAGAUGUGAGGGCAAGGUUCAUUCGUUUCCAGCCUGUCAAGUUUUUUAGAAACAAAGCUUUGAGAGUAGAGGUGUAUGGAGUUCUUAUAUCUAGAGGUAUAUUAUGUUUAAUUUAAUAUCAUCAAAUUUUCACAUUCAGUAAUUAUAAGGCUGGUAUAUUGGUUAAUUUAGUACAUAGCCUCUUUGGUCAUUGGAUGUAGUUUAUUUUUGUGAAUACUACCUGUAGGUGACCAUCAUGUACAGGUGUAUAUGUAGGCAGAAUUAAUAAGUGCCAUUUUCCACAAAAAAGGCCUUAACCUACAGCUGUAUGACUCCCAGUCAUGGAGCUGGAUAUGUACCUAUGUUAUGUUGGUGGUAGUCUGCAUGUCUAAAGGAGUCUACAGAUAGGAAGUUGAUUUGUUUAAAUCCGUUUCGGGAUGCAUUCUUCUCCCAUUUACAUAGUUGAUUACAUAUAUUUGUUCCCAACAAUUCCUAAGACUCCCCACAAAUUAAUACUUUUAAAACUGUGCAAGACUUUUCACUAACUAGAAGAGUAAGGCUUGGUUGAAUUUGAUCUCUUAAAUAGCAGAUGAAUUGAUUUUUAUAAGCAAAAAAAGAAGAAUAUUGGUAGCAAUAUUGUUGUUAUUAUUAUUAUUUUUAUUAUUAAUAUUGUUAUGAUCAUUAAUACUAUUAUUGCCAUUAUUCAAUUAUCAUUCUGUCUAAAUUUCAGUCCCUUCACAAGCACCCAGUGAAUUGACUUUAUCUGCAACCUCUUCUGCAAGUAUUGCUGCAUCCUGGCGGUUACCUCCUGCAUAUUCCAGACAUGGAAUCAUUGUAGGGUUUAAAUUGUUCUAUAAAAAGAAAGGGCUCAGGUCAAUUCGUGUGGAAACAAUCAAUGGUGGAACAACCUUUUCUGUGGAAAUUAAUGGUCUGGAUAAGUACAUGGAAUAUGAAUUUCAAGUGUUGGCUUUUACAUCUCAUGGUGAUGGACCAAAGAGUUCUGUUGUGGUGGAGAGAACAUUGAAAGAUGGUAAGAAAUUUGAUUAUUUGUGGCAGUGGCACUUCCACUCCUACUGGUUUUCAAGAGCCUAUCAUAUUGUAAAAGUUGGGUUGACAUGAAUGAAAGUGCAGUAAUAUGUUUGACUGUGUAUAUAUGUUGAAAUCCUAACAAAAUAUUUAUUAAAAAGUGUAAUCCCUAGAAUCUGAUCAUUAAGUUUCCUUGUAACUUAGUCAAGAAAAUCUGUUUUCUUUUUCCACUACUUAGGUCUUUUUAGGUCUUUAGUCUUAAAACUGUUAAGCAAAAUGCUUUUUAUCUAUCUUAUUUUGAAUCAAUAUCAGCAUCCAAGCAACUGCAUACCUAACCCAAAAUUAACUCUACUUACUCUCAGUUGACUGUUCUUGAGUAAGGGAAGGGGUAGUUAUGCAGUUGCUUAGAUGUUGGCAUUAAUAUAUUAUUUCUGUGAGUUUAUGGAUUAUGCACACUAUGGCAAAUGAAGAUGUAAAAUGUAAAACAUACUCUAAUACAUAAUAAACCAAACUAAGUGCAAUUUUAAUUUCUACAUUUACAACACUAUUAAUUUCCGAAUUUUCUUCUAAUUACAACUUUUUCUUUAGCACCUGGUCCUCCGGCUUACCUCAAUCAUACUCUUAAAACGCCGACUGAGUCACAUGGACCAAUGAUAACUUUAUCCUGGACAACCCCUUCACAACCGAAUGGAGUUAUCAGGAAUUACACUGUGUUUUACCACCACAGUGAAGAUCCACUUAAUACUCACAAUGAGACCUUUGGACCAGAUGUCUUUAAUUACACAGUUUAUGUGUUGGGUGGAGUCACCUAUUGGUUUGACGUCAGAGCUGAGAUAAUAAAGCCUGGAGAAAAGGCCUCUUUAAUCGUUAAUAUCUCAGAAUAUCGUAAGUGCAAUGUAGUCAGUCUUACGUAUCUCAUCGAUGUUAACGAGAAGCAAGAUCUUCAUUACCGGUACAUUUAGAUCAGUCGCGUAAAGUGAAGUAAAAAAAUGAAUUCAAUUUUAGUUAAACCACAAAACAUAAGUUUGGUGGGAUAAAAAAAAUUAUUGGAAUAAACUUAGAUGCACGAGGGUGAUUAUGGACGAAGGAAAUUGACAUGAGUUUGAAAUGACAUGCUAAGACCAUAAAAACUUCUUAGGGUAUGAUGUUUAAAUUUUGACUGAAUUGUUAUCCCCUAGAGCCUAAUAGUGGCCCAGCUAAGGUUUUUUCUUCCUAUGUGAACAAGACCACCUUAAACAUUUCAUGGGCACCUCUACCAAGAGAGCAGAGUAAUGGCGGCAUCAUUCUGUACAACGUCAAAGAAGAAUUGUUGUCUCGGGGAACACGACAGAAAAGAUCACCUCUGAGCGGCAAAACAGUCAAUACAACAGACACAUUCAUUUUACUGAGUGGAUUAUUGCUUUGUUCGCAAUAUCAAGUGUCUGUUCGAGCAUAUACCAAAGUAGGUCCUGGCCCAUAUGGUUCACCUUUAAAACUGCCGAGAACAUCAGGUAUGUAGUACGGCAUACAGCAGUUGGAGUGAAUUUAGUAAACCCAAAGCCAAUAAUUACAUUGGCCCUUCAAAACAAAGGAUGAUAUCCCAUAAAGUAAAUAAGAACAGUUCAUAAAUAGUAGAGAAAAAAAAGGAAUGAAAUAAGUCAACUUCUCUAGAAGGAAAUUUAUGUUUACGCUAAGUAUUAGAAAUAUUGUUGCUUUUUUCAAAGGCCCGGGAACACCUUGGGGGUUAAAUGCAUCAAAUGUUGGAGCAACCCAAGUAACACUGGAAUGGAAAGAACCAGAGCUUAUGACAAAAGAAGGCUUCAGCUACAGAGUGAGUUUCACGAAAGCAAUAAGAGGAUGUGAAACCUAACGUCACUUUUUAAAUUCUUUUAUGUCAGCCAUUAUGCUAGGAGUUUCUUGAGUAAUACUCUGCUGGAAUUUUUUAGGAUAAGCAGAAACGUACGUAAAGUUUUUCUCUCGUAUUUACAGCAAAUGUAGUUGGAAAAGAUAGAUCAGAUAGCUGUUCUUUUUUUCUUUCGUUGGCAGUCUUUGUUUUUUGAUUUUUUUUUUUUUCAUGGCGUAUUUCCAGAAUGCAAAACUAUAGUUAGUUUUCUCCUUUUGAACAGGAGAUAUUGUUGAAAAGCUAUGCGAAGAUUCACAUUAAACUGUCUUUCUUUCUUAAGGUGAAGUAUUUCGGUACAAAGCCUUACAAUGGAAGCUUUAGAGAGGAAGGUGUUCAGGACGUUGGCAGUUCCACCCAUUACACUAUCAAAGGUUUAGUUCCAGGUUCUAUUUACGAGUUUCAGAUUUUCGUGAGCUCUGUUUGUGGACUCGGAGAACCCAGAAGAUUUCCUGAUAGGAUCGAAACCAAGAUGACAGGUGAAAUUUUAUUUAUAUGAGCAGUUUUUUAUUAAUAUAAAAGACAGAGUUUUAGACUGAUUUAUUGUUGAGACUACUAAAAUAGUAUGAACUCAUUUAACAAUCCUGUCUCUCCAAAAAUAUACGGCUGGUGAAUAUUAACACCUUUUUUUUGAAGAAGUAAUGAGUUAGCCUGCAUGUUGCUCGUAAUUAACGAUGAAUUACGCCGGCCUAAUUUUUUGUUAUUGGCUAAUUUUACUGGCAAAAUUUUUAACGACUCAAUUGUUGACUCUUUUCUUUUUCGCUCUCCAGUUUUGAGUACAUUUUCAUAUAAAUAACACACAAACAUUUUUCGGAAGAAAACACCUCUUCAAUCCUGUUACAAAUAUCUGGCUUCUCUUUUUCAUUUUAGCCCCUAUCUCUCCAGCUGUACUUUCGGUGACGAAUAAACGUAUUUCGACAUCAACUGUUGUGAUUCAGUUGUGGCCCGCAGAGCAAAGAAAUGGUCCAAUAAGGUGAAUUACUCAUUAUGUGGGGGACUUACAAACCAUGAUCCUGACUAAAAUAACUGUGCUCCUAUGGCUUUACACUUGUCGCCAUCAUUGAAGGGACACCUGGAUUUUCAAGUUUUGUAGUUCCCAUCCAUGUAGGCCUCUCCUUUAAUCAUCGUUAUUCUUACUUCUUUGUUAUUUUGUUGCCCCUUUAGGCUAUCUUUCCAAAAAAUUUAAUAGAAGGGACAUCUUUUUUACUCAAAUUUCGUUACCUGCAGCUCCUCUAAUUGAAGUUUUCUCUGUAAAUGUUAUUUUUAAGGUUCGAGUACUUACGUUAAGUGCAAUGAACAUUAUAAACAGUCAAAUUUCCUCUUUUUCAGUUCCUAUCAAGUUCUAGUUCUAAAUGUUGUUGACGGAGUGGAAGAUCUUCCGAUUGAUUUUGCUUCAAAAAUGAAAGAUUCAAAUAGUGUCGAGACAGGGAACCUGAAUUUUUAUGUUGCUGCUGAAAUAGAAAAUUUUCCGGGGAACGAAAUGUCUUGGGAAUUCAGUGUUGGCGAUGGAAAAACGUAUGGAGCAUACAGAAACAAAGAACUCCAAAUCGGAGAGGACUACGUUGUGUACCAAAGAGCGAUGACUUAUGACAAUGAUGUAAGUAAUUUCUGACAAGUUACAAUCUGCCUGAAGCUUUCACCCAAAUGGCAUUGUACUCCUAUCACACCUGUAAUACUCUUCGACUGGUUGACUUCUAGGAACCGCAUAGGAAAAAGAAUUGAAAAAGACCCAAAAAUGCAGGUUUUCCAUGGGGAACCUUAGCUCUCCCUAGCUAGGAAAGGGAUGACUAGUGAUAGGAUUUUGAAAGCCUCCCGUGUCGCAAUAGGGUGAGAUCGAAAGAUCUGUGAUGGUACACAGUGUGAAAAAUUACCAAUUUUAUGAAUUUGUCGCUAAGAACAAAGCUUUAGCUUUCCGAAAGAGUCACAUUAUAUUUUCCAACUAUCGGAACUUCCAGAAAAAUUAAAAAUGUUAUUAUCAUAUAAUUACUAAAAGACAAAUUUAGACUGUUAUUCUAAGUUUGUCUUUUAGUAAUUAUAUGAUAGUGACAUUUUCAGUUUUUCUGGAAGUUCCGAUAGUUGGCAAAUAUAAUCUGACUCUUUGUAACUUUACCUAUUUCUUUCAUAGAUAAUUUUAGAUGGACCAGUCAGCAAGGUGGCAAAAAUUUCUGUCGUGGAAGGCAAGAUGAAUACUUAUUAAUGAUUUUGAGUCGAAAUUUUAAUGAUGUACUCGCAAAAGGAUUUUAUAGUUUCACUUUAAACCUAAUAUUUCUAACAACACAGGUACUCAGUUUAUUAAUGACUUAGCCUACGAGUAGCCGUACCUUCCCCCCCCCCCCCAGGUGAAACGGAAGCGAGGGACCUCGCCUCCGUUUCACCAUGGCGAGGGGAGGAUACGGUUACACGUAGGCUGGAUAAUGACUCUGAAUUCAUAGCUAAAUAUUGACUAACAUUGGAUGGGUGUUCUCCUUUUUUUGAUGCACAUGCUGUAGGAGAAGGAAAAAGAGAAGGCUCUAAAUCUGUUAGUAUUGUGCAGAUUGUUGUUCCUGUGGUUCUGGUCAUAGUCUUGGUACCAUUGCUUCUUGUCGCAAUAUUGCUGUAUCGGAGGUAUGCUUGACUCGCAGUAAUGGUUUCUUAUAAUGGCUGAGAAAGCAGUAAUUUUCCUGAUAAUGUUUACAAGGGAUAGAAGCAAAUUAUUUCAUUUUCCUUAUUUUGUUAUGAAAUAUCCUAAAACAUAAAACUUUUUGUGUGUGCCAAGUGUAACUGUAUGAUUCUCACCACCGUUUCAGGAGGAGACGGGCAGAAAAAUCAGGCCAAGAGAUAGACAGCAAUAAAGUACAUGUUCCACUUGAUGAAUUUAGGAUGGAUUCAGUCGAGUCCAGUGGAAUUACAACUGACUUAGUUUAUCAAAACGUGUCUGAAAUUCCUUCAGAUAGAAAUGGUAAGCUAUUGCAUUGAAGUUAAAGUAUGAUUGAUGCAAAACCGAUAGUGUCCACACAUAUGAUUACAUUUCCAGCUCACUGUCACGAGAAGAGCUUUACAACAUAGAAAUGUUAGAAAGGACACAGGCGGCCCGAGCUUUUCUUAUGUAUAUAGAAAACCUCGAGAUAUAUAACUCGCUAAAAUGGGUUACCUUCAACAUAGUAAGCGGUCAGAUAACGAGAAACGCACUGUGGAAGUAAGGUGAGGUAUUUUUUUUGUGAGGAUUUGACUUAUUUUUUUAUUCCUUGGAGCGGUCGUGAAUAUUCCCGUACAAACUCUUAUAAUUUCGUCGUGACUGUUAUUUCGUAAGAUGAUCAUCUCUCAGCUGGAGCUUGGGCCGCCUAUGGAAAGGACGUCUUUGUUUUUCGUCUAUGCCAUUGUUGUAAAUGUCUGGAGUGCAGGACACAAAAGAAAGAUUAUGAGUGGUCCGUUUAAGUGCGAGCGUCAGACCUCUCGAAUUUUUGGUCAGACACCCUACCAAAUGAGCUCUAAAGACAUCCUUUGCGAGCAAGGCCAUAUACUAGGCCUACGUAAAGCUUAUGACCAGGAUCAGCAAUUUUGAAAGUGUCUUAUGGAGGCUCUAUAGGGUUUUUUGACCGCGCGAGAUCUGGAUGCGAACAUAGGAUCAACAUGCAAAACAAACAUAGCGGCUCGAUACGAUUGCACGAUUAUUAUCUGAAAAGGUGUGUUAAAAACGGUUGGACCCUAUACAGUUUUUAAUGUUGUAGAAUAUAGGGUUUCCAGCAAUUGCACCCGUAAUAUUCAUAGGCCUUCUACGCCUGAACAAGAGGUCAACCGAAAAGAAAACACCGCCGUGGGAAAGAUUGCCAGAUGCGACGGAUUCGAAAGUCUACGCAUGCUCAGAUACCGAUCUUGGCGAAGUUUUAUACCAUUACGUAAUGUUUUGCGACAAAGAAAACAGUGAUCUUUUGAGUAAAAUUUAUCGCGUUUCUUUUGGUGGAAUUUCCUAAGAUUUGUUAGAACGUUAAACAUAUUUGUGCCCUUCCUAGUGCCCGUUAAUAAAAAAAAAUUUUUAAGGCCAAAUUUGAAAUAGAGGGAAAAAGCACAAAAUUGCAAAUAGCUAAGAAACUGCUUCUGUAAUCCCUUACUUUUGUCGGCUUUAAAAUAAUCGACAGGACAAUUCUCACAAAUUGUGCAACCUUUGGAAAGAUUUCACCAAAGCAUUUUGAAGAAAAUCAAAGGCAAAGCCAAAUUAUCGCUGGCGAGCGCCUCCCUUCGUGGAGCCUUAGCUUAAUCUGGGUCCCUUGUGACGAUGGGGCUAUAAAGCUAAACUGAGGGAAUUCUUUUUUAAUUAAAACCAACCUCCUGUAAUUCUUCUUACAAAGCUUGUGGUAAAACCUCCCUCCCCGAAGAAAAAGAAUCGGUGUACAGUGAGGCUGAUGAUGGUAAGCCAAAACCAAUUCCCGUGGCGGAGUUUUCUGAAUACCUCAAGAACAAAUCAGCCAAUGGAGGCAUCGUGCUAAAAGAUGAAUUUGAGGUAAGGCAAUAGAAUUUAUGAUAGCUUUUUAAGCGGAUUUCCAUCAGCUAAUGCUGGUUGCAAUUAUCAUGUCGACGAGUUGUCUAAAGAAGGGUGGAAGAAAAGUGUAUAACAACUGUUUCCACGAGGGAUCUCUGGCUAAAAGCAAGUGCUAGCUUUUUGGUAAUAGAAACCUGUCAGAGAAAAACUUGUGGGAAACGAAAUUUGAAAAUUUACUUGAGAUCACACGGUCACUUUUCAGGGACUGAACAACAAGUCUGCUCCAGGAAGCUCUUUUUAAUCAGACCAAGUCUUCUGCAUUAUGUUAAAUCAAUCUAUGGUUAGCUAACUUUUUAACAGGCAAAGUUUUUCCUUGAUGAUAGCUCCACGCUUCAUUCGUUGGAAUUAUUAGUACCUUUGGUAAUCUUCAUACAGCUGGCCGCUAUGUAUGAUGCAUAAGUACUAUCUGCUUCGACAAGGUUUCUUGCUUUAGUGAAGAGAGUUUCCUUUCGCAAGUCUUUAAUGCUGUGUGACUGUUGUUGUUGUUGUUGUUGGUUUGACCGGUGUAAUUUAGUAUAUUUGCAGUUAUUGUUUUAUGAUCAUUAGCAUGAUUAACAUGAUCAGUGAUGUCUAGUAAGAUUGCCUAUCCCUUCAAAUCAAAAUAAAUUAAUGACCAGUCGGUAAGCGACUUGUGUUCUUAGCUGGCUUGGGGUCAUAGCUAAUUGACUUUUUAUACUUAUUUUAUUUUUUAACAGAAAUUAACCAGCACUUUUCCGUUCUCUUGGGACGUUGGCAAAAACAACAAAGUGAAAAACCGUUUUGGAAAUAUUACGACCUGUAGGUGAAUUAUAUUUAUUCUGCACUAUCCAUUUGUGUUGUACGCAAUGAAAGGUUUUUUAAAUACUCAUUCGCUUGGACGUAGAGCAUAGACAUCAAUUACAAAUCUGCAUUAAGAAAUCUCACUUUGGGGACACUUAAAGUUGGUGGAAUCCGCUGAGAUCGCAGGACGAAGUUUAACUGAAGGAUUAACUCUUGCAGACGAAGAGGAGGGCGAUCUGGGGUUACUAGGCCCUAAAAAAUACUGGUGGUCACUGCGUGAGAAUUAGUUUGAGUACGAGUGUUUAUUGAGGAGAGAGAUUCCACUGUGACAAAUUCGUCUCUGUAAAUACUUAAGACUGGCUCUUUUUCGUGACAGAUGAUCAUUCUCGCGUUGUUUUGGAGAAAAUAGAAGGUGAUCCAAAGUCUGACUACAUUAACGCUAGUUACAUUCCGGUAAGUACGACAACAAUACUCUGUAGUACGGUCCAUUUUAACUGUACAUCACUAUAUUUUGAAUUCUCUAUUGUGUUCCUAAAGAUAACUUAUUAUAGAGAAAUUUUCAAUUGACAAUAGAGGGUAACCUGGGAUUGCAGUGUCUGGCUUUACUUCACUCUGUGAUUGUCCUUGUAAACUCGUGCUACUCUCUCAAUCAAUUAGAUUUAACCCUUUAACUCCCGUGAGUGACCAAGACAGAAUUUCUCCUUACUAUAUCCAUACAAUAUCAUGCAGAAAAGUGACGGAAAUGAAGAAAAAAAUCAAUUAUGGGACUACUGAUUGAUCCGAUUUAAAAUUCUUCAAACUAACAUAAUAAGAAUCAUUUGGGAGACAGUAAGGAGAAUUAGUAAUGAGAUCUUGGGAGUUAAAGGGUUAAAACUAAAUUGAGCCAAUUGUAGACUCGGUCGUUUCACACGCUGUAGGUAGUUUGAAUGUAGUUUCUUUGAGUUCUCUUUGGCUCACUGACAUAUCUUCCUUUAUUCUGCAUGGCUGUGUGAUUACUAUGUUACUGGCUUCACAAUACUCAGUUGUAAUGCCCUCUUUUGGACUUCAUAAGGAUAGUUUGCUAUAGUAACCAAAAAACAAAUAAAGGAAUAUACUUCAAAAUUGAACUAGGAUUAAAAAAACACAUUACAAACGAAGAACGAAAGUAAGAAACUUAAAUAAAAGCAACCUUUCUCUCAGCUUGAUAAGCAAAGGAGCAGGAAAUAUAAACAGCCAAAUAAUCACUUGUGUCUCUAAAGCAAAUGAUCAGUUAUGAUUUAAAAAUAACUUUUAUUUCAUUCUUAGACUGUUGAUGAGGAAUCAAUGAACUACAUUGCAACGCAGGGUAAUUAUAAUAGAUGUUAGUCCCGAUAGAAAGCCAAGACAUUAUUCACAUUUUCCAACCCACAGUCGGUUGUACAUUUAAUUGUUUUCCUUGGACAAUUGUUAAAUAAAUACAGCUGGUAUAUCACUGUUGUAAAUCUGUGAUAGAUCUGUUGAGUGAAGUGUGCCUAGGUACAUGUGGUUUGUUUCUAUUAAGUCUCUCAAUACCUUGUUGAUAUUUUGUCAGGUCCAACCUCUACAACAAUCAGCGAUUUCUGGCGAAUGAUCUGGCAAAAAAACUGUUCUGUCAUCGUCAUGUUAACCAACUUGGUCGAGUUGGGAAAGGUAUUCCUACUGUGAAUCCUUCUAAUGUGAAAAGUACUUUUCUUUAUUAUAUUCUCUGGGUUCUUUACAGUGGGUUGAUAAACUUUUUCGUGCCCGGUUUUUAAAACAGAAAAGACUUAGAAAACGAUACAAAUUUUUUUAUUUUAAAAGACGAGUGAUACAUCUACAUUUUUUUUUUCGCUUUCUAAGAACAAGUGUGAUCAGUAUUGGCCGGACAGUACUACCACGUUUGGAUCCAUCACAGUAACACUACUUAGGACGCAAAGCUUCGCUGACUACUGCAUCCGAACCUUAAAAUUAGUCAAGGUAAGGAAAGAACACCUUAUUUGCAUGAUGUUUAUUCCUUAAAAUGGAAUCAAACGUGAUAUUUUUUUCUCAUAGAAUAUGUUGUUCAUCGGGGUUUUAUAGAUAUAUGAACGCUUAAUCGUUUGUCUCGCAUAUCAGCCUGACUCUUAAAAGCGUAAUAUUUGCUUGUAGGGCAAUUGAAAUGUUCAUAUUUUGUCCCAAGUGUAUUUUCAGAUGGGAAAUUAAUGAUAUUUUGAUUCGGAGGUUAAUUUUACAUUGAUGGGGGCACAUUGACAGCUUUUCUUACCUUACAAAAGCUGUUUAUUUAAACAUAUUGAUUACAAAGCCUAAACUUCUAGACUCUUUAUCUCCCAAGAUCUCAUUUGCAAUUCUCCUUACUGUCUGCCAUAUAGUUCUUAUAAUGUUAGUUUUAGAGAAUUUGUUAUUGGAUCAACUAAUAGUCCUCUAAUUAAUAUUUUUCUUUAUUCUCAUCAUUUGUCUGCUUGAUGUUGUAUUGAUAUUGUAAGAAGAAAUUCUGUCUUGGUCAAUCAUGGGAGUUACAGGGUUAACUCAAAGAAGUUACAGACACGAGAGCUAUCCCCCUCCUCUUUUCAACUGGAGGGUUUUUAUGGUGAUAUAACUCUAGAUUCUAAUUCACAGAGAAUUGCCUGUCGGCUGCUAGAAGAGUGAUUUACUGAUUAGAUCUUUGGAGUAAAAUGGUUGCAAUAGGCGAGAUUUUUAAGUGACAACGAUUCUGCACUCUCAGUUACAGAGGUUUUUUGUGAUACUCGAAAGGCUAUUACUUUUCGUGGAAUAUUAUCACCGCCUUUGCAAAGUUGAAGUUUACACACUGUCAGUCAAUUUUGUACUGACACUUUGAUCGUGAUUCGUCCUUUAAGCCUCAAAAGUAAAAUUAAAAUGAAGUUAUUAGUCUUAAUUUUCAUCGGCAUUAGGGCACGAAGACGCGUGAGAUUCAUCAAUAUCAUUUCACCUCGUGGCCAGACAGAGGUGUCCCACACCAUUCGACUGCGUUACUUGCAUUUAGAUGGAAGGUUCAUGUUCAAAAUCAGGCCACCGGCGGACCACUCGUUGUACACUGCAGGUACUCUUUAAAAAAAUUGUCAUUUGACAACAAGUGGGUGAGGUGGGAAAACAUGUUAAAACAGCCGCUACGAAUGAAAGUUUUCAGGACUGCUGUGGAGCAGUAUUUACCAAAGUUCUCGAAAACUCAAAGAUCGCAGCUCAGCUCCACUAGAGCGUGCACUAGUGAGGAGAACAGCUGAUCAAGGUCGCCCACUGGAUUCGCGGCCGUUAACAUUCAAAUACAAGUUAAAUAGUGUCUGAAGGUUUGGUACAACGAGGAAGGAGAUCAAUACGCAUUACAGAUGAUACGGUGAAUAAUUUUUAAGAUGCGAAAAUCUCCUUUUACCUCAGUGGGAUAAAAAUUGGGUACUACAAAUGUAGUUCUUAGACAGCAUUCACCGCAUGUGGACCGUAGAGGAACUCAAAAUUGCUGGUCGGCUGAAUUUCUUUUUUAUUUUAACGACAUGAUCAUUUUUCGAUUGUCAUCUCUUAUUUCUUUGCUCCAUGACAGUGCUGGUGUUGGUCGAACUGGUACGUACAUUGCUAUCGACGCCAUAUUGGAAGGUGCUAAGAAGAAGAAUACUGUGUUCAUACAGAAUUACGUGCAAGUGAUGCGAAAACAUCGCCCUUAUAUGGUGCAGAAUGAUGUAAGUGAAUUUGAUUCAUUUCUGCAGCGAAUGUUGUUGAUGAUUUUUCUGUAUUCACAUGAAAUUGAAAGGACGUUCGAUCGCGAAAUACGAAGGUGCGAGGUUCGAAUCUUUGUGGGUAACUCAGUUUUUUGUAUCUGGGUAAAUUUUUUUUCACAUUCUUCUCGGACACAGCUAUUGUUGCUCAUAAUGAUGUUAAUUUUCGAGUGAUCCCGCUCCAGAAGUGUGGAUUAGAUGCAGAUGUGAUUAAAUUUACUAUCUCCGCUGUCUUUUUAACGUUUGUAAACAAGCAAAGAGUAACGUAAUGAAAGUUUUAUUGCCUUAACUGAACGUUCUUUAAUUAUUUGCCGUUUUUGUUAGCUAUUCGUUCUGCAUCAUAAUAAUUAAUUGGAGGGAAAUGGGAAAAAUAACUAUUUAAAUGGAAGGUGACGACACUAUGUGUAAUCGCAUUAUUUGAUGAAAUGGACUAGCAAGAUACAGUGUUUGCUCUUUUUGUGAUUGUUUAGCCUCAUAUUUUUUGCAUUUAUGUAGACACAAUACGUGUUCAUACAUCAAGCUGUGAUGGAAGCUUUGACCUGUGGAACUACAGAGGUCACUUCUCAAAACUUGCGGAUUAGAAUGAACAAACUUGCCAGGGUCAUGUCAGAUGCCAAACAGACUGGUUAUGCAGAAGAAUUCAAGGUAUUAGUCUGCCUCACAUUAGCAAACGUCACUAGUUUCUAAACGGGCAAACUAAAGUGAAAAGUAUUUGUUAUUCCAGCGUUUGGAGCUCCUCAACGACUGCCAAAGCUCAGGAGAAGAAUUUUUUGAUGCGUUUAAGCCCUCGAACCUUAACAAGAACAGGUUUUCAAAUAUAGUACCAAGUAAGUACUGCCUUAAAUGCUAUUAAACUGUGUUUCUUUCCUGUUUGGCGAUAACGCAAAAAAAACAUUUUUCAAUACAAAUGAGUUUGAUGGCUAUUUACUAACUUACUGGGAACAAUAUCCACCAGUCAUUUGCAAAAUUGAAAGGGUAAUUAACAACAUCUUACCCCACAGACGGGAACUGAAGAUAUAGAAUGCUCUCUUGAAUGUUGAAAACAUUCUCUGGCUACUUUUUAUGCUGAUAUUUCGCACAGAUUUCAUCCAAAUUUCAUAUCAGUCAGGACAAAAUUAUACUGAUAUUUCGCCAACAUAUUAUUUUGUUUUUGAGACCCCGUUCAUCAUCAUCAUCAUCAUUAUUGUUUAUUUCAUUGUUAAAGUCGUUUUUUAAUUUCUUUAAAGUGGAUACUGCACGGGUCAUGCUGAGGAGUUCAGAGCCGGAUAAGGAUUACAUCAACGCCUCUUUCGUUGACGUAAGUACAUACGUGUUGGGAGCAUUGACCCUAUACCGCCCCAGAUCUAACUCUUAAUUCUCCUUUUUGUCUGGUCUAUAUUUCUUUGAAAUAAGUUAAGAAAAUUUAGCCUAUAUUUUACAAGUUAUUUGUUUGCAGUUCGAGUCAGUUGUCACUAUCCUUAACCAUACUCAUUCCAUUUCGGUGUUUAUUUGUCCUCCAAAAAUACAUUUUAUGACUGAUUAACUUGACGCUGAAAGCAAUUUUGGAUCCCACAAUAAACGACUCAUGGUGUCUUGACUUAGCGCCCUCAAGCUGACGUUUAAGUUAAUACCAUUUAUCUGUGGUCAGAACUUCAAGAAAACAAUGUUUAACCUAUACGCUUGAUACUAAGGAAGAUGGAUCAGUUGUCAGUAGGUACUGAGCAGUUACUAGCAAUAAUAGAUCAGAUCCUUCCUGCAGUUUUUUUAAGGCUUAAAGAUAAUGAGUGCAAUGGAAUUUCCUUUCGAUAGAAUUGUCUCUCUAUCGUAUUUAUUGCUCUGUGUUUUUUACAACAAGUUUCUCAAUGGUGACAUAUUUUACUACCUUCAUUAGGACUAUAGUCGACGUAAAGCAUACAUUUUGACUCAAGCCCCGUUAAACGAUACUGUUAACGACUUCUGGAGGAUGAUAUCACAGUAUGAUAUCGGCACAGUCGUGAUGUUAAACAGUUUAAAAGAGGAAAAAGAGGUAUACUUUACUUAUGUUAAAUGCGAAAUACCAAACGCAAAUUUUAACUUCUUGAUAUUUUUAAAGGAAGCUCUGGAAUCAUGCGCAGGGAAUUCUUUACCUACGAUCCCUCAGGUCUAGAGUGAGACAUGCUUGCGAUACUGCAAUUUAUUACUUAAAGUUCACUGAUUUUUCGCAUAUUAUCUGACAGAAAUAAAUUUUGAUGUUCUCAUGCUAAGGUAUAUAUUGAGUCUGGCAUUUUGCAUCUCCUGGUAGAGUUAUCCACAAUAUUGGCCAAGUGAAGGGUCUGCCAAGUAUGGAGACAUCACUUUACAGCUUCUGUCAAAAAAGAAUUCGAAGAACAUAACGACGAGGAAGUUCAGCGUUAUAAAUGUGAUGGUACGGUGUAAAUCGAACUAAGUGUUAUGAAUAACCAACAUGUUAGUUUGGGAGUAAUAUUAUAAGUAAGAGGGUCUUCGAAUGUCCUAACAAUUGACGAGGAGCAGAAGGGCUUACCAAGCCCAACUUAUGGAUUAAAUAUAUGUUAAUCGUCUCAAUGACGUUAUAAGUUGGAAUUAUACGAAAAUUAAGAAAGAGGUAGCUAGCAACAAGCUUUCCUUAAAAUAGUCAUUUGCAAUCUGGAUAAAAGCAGCUGGUCACGGAAAAAUGGUGUUUGAAAUGCAACCUCGUCCUCAGGGCCGAGGUUGUCGGUCUUUUUCAAAAUGGAGGCAGCCAUCUUUGAAACCGGCCGCCAUCUUAAAAAACUGACCGAGAAACUUCCGGUUGUUGUUGUUUUUUUUCCGAUGGGGAUCCCAUCCGUGAUGGCUCAUGAUCGUGAUGUUUAUAUUGUUUUUUAAUUCUAAUACGUUAGCCUCCCAAGAAGACCUCGACUGUACAGCAUAUACAGUACACCGGAUGGGCGAAUGGAGACUCGAACCCAGAUCCCCAAGAAAUACUCGAUCUGUUGACUGUAAUAGAGCAGUCUCAGCAACAAUCCGGUGAUAGUGUCAUUGUUUUUCAAUGCAGGUAAACUAAAUAUAUUUUUUUUUUAAUAAAAAAAAUCAUUUAAGUUUUCCCUCACAAUUUUUAGUUAUUGUUAAAAUAAAGUGAGAAUGCAAAGAUUAGCAAACAAAAAAAUUAUUUCUGGUUAAUACUGCGGAGUUCAUUGCUUUUGCUUUGCAUGGCGAAUUCUCUCAGUCAUUCAAAGAAAAAAUUUUAAAAAAAAAAGUAAAAGGCGCGACGAAUCGGAACUCGAUCGUUCUCUUUCUUUUGCCUUUUAGUUAGUUUGUAAAUAUUUACGUUACGUGGUCUUGGGCUUCUUGUGAUCUUAUACGUAUUCCAAUGGUUGGUUGUCGUGAGUUACUCUGCGGCUCAAACAGCAUGUCGGGUGCGAAAUCGAUACCUGCCUCUCAGCUCUACGACUCUUAGGUCUCUGCGUUUUGACCGUAAACUUUGUGUCUGAAAUAGGAUUUAUUUAAAAAAGUAAUCAGGGCGCAUCUAAGUUUCACUUUAGUAAAGAUUUUGUCUCUAGGUUAGCAGCCCAUACCUACCAGUGCUUAUCCCAGCUCUCACAAUAUGAGGCGACUAGAUCUUUGAACUGGGUACCAUUCUCUCUCAGUUGAACCACAGCAUUUUAUCUUGCUUACAAUCUGGGCCUCCAAGGAGAUCGUAUCAUUUUUUUAAAUUUUAUCUAUUGGCGUCAUUCGUUGUUUUUCAGUGAUGGUGUGGGUCGUAGCGGCUGUGUAGCUACCAUAAUGUCAGUGAUCGAACGAGUCAAGAUUGAACAAACAGUUGAUGUAUUUCAAACCAUUAAACUGAUUCGAGCUAAAAGGCCUGGUGCUGUGAACACCCUGGUAAGUUGCUAAGAAAUGACGAGGGAUACUGGGACUGUGUUCAUCAACGAAUUAUUUCUUUGCUCAACUUAAAGCUCUAUCUGCUGUUCGUUUUUCAGGAUCUCUACUUGUUCUGUUACAAGACAAUCCUUGCAUACCUGGAUUCUUUCAAGUGUUAUUCAAACUUUGAAGAUUGCUAA